Messenger RNA from Linepithema humile (Argentine ant), 2757 nucleotides. RefSeq names its product Protein O-mannosyltransferase rt (gene rt). The record is from RefSeq and is a predicted model, not a curated record. Gene Ontology annotation, biological process: protein O-linked glycosylation via mannose. Gene Ontology annotation, molecular function: dolichyl-phosphate-mannose-protein mannosyltransferase activity. Lineage: Eukaryota; Metazoa; Arthropoda; Insecta; Hymenoptera; Formicidae. Gene Ontology annotation, cellular component: membrane; endoplasmic reticulum.
GUAUUUUUCACACAAUGAUGGAAGUUCGGCGCAGGCGGGCAAAGCCGCAAGACGGCAAGCACAGCUCACAUUUAGAGCACGACGCCGACGCGAUUACAAAUCACUCAAGGACAGUUCAAAAGGAUGAGGGAGAUGGGCAAGUAACUUCAGACAUUUCUAUAGAAAAUAAAAAAGAAAAUCCAUCAAAUUCGACCACAUCAAAACAACUUGUAUCGAGCAAUACAGUUUGUGCUCGAAUCAGAAUCAGUUUGGAAAUUGAUCUGAUAGCAGCAAUUUUAUUAAUUGCGGGCAUUUGCACUCGCCUUUAUCGCCUCGAGGAACCACGCAGUAUCGUCUUCGACGAGCUACACUAUGGCAAAUAUGUCGGACUGUACAUGAAGAGAACAUUCUUUUUCGAUUCCCACCCGCCACUAGGGAAACAAUUAGUCUCCGCGGCAGCAUACUUGGCUGGUUUCGAUGGACAAUUCAAAUUCGACAGGAUAGGAAGUCCUUACAGCGACACGAUUCCGUUGUAUGCGUUACGACUAGUACCUGCAAUAUGUGGCAGCUUGCUGAUCCCCACAGGAUAUCAUCUUGUUCUGGAGCUCGGUUUGAGACAAUGGGCUGCUGCAAUCGCUGGAAUUUUAUUAUUGUUCGAUAAUGCAUUGUUGACACAGUCAAGAUUUAUUCUGAUGGAAAGCAUCUUGAUGCAGUUCUCAUUGCUCGGGUUGCUAUGUGUCGUGAAAUUUCGGAAAGUCAUGGAUCAACCGACAUCCGCAUCUUGGUGGAUAUGGCUGAUAUUAGGCGUCGCGAACUUAACAUGCGCGCUAUGCGUGAAGUAUGUCGCAUUUUAUUCCAUGCUUCUCGCGCUCUUCCUGAUCUCUCGUGAUUACUGGUCCCUGCUUCCGAGGAAGACUCUGUCGUGUUCGAUUCUGUGGAUCCAUUUCUUCGUAAGACUCACCGUGUUGAUCACCGUUAUCGCCACUGUAUACCUGAGCAUAUUCUACGUACACCUGGCGGUACUCCAUAAGGCAGGACCACACGAUUCGGUGAUGACCAGCGCGUUCCAAGCGAGUCUGGAGGGAGGACUCGCCAGCAUCACGAAGGGACAGCCUCUGGAGGUGACGCACGGUUCACAGAUCACCCUUAGACACACAUACGGUAGAGCCUGUUGGUUGCACAGUCACAACCACGUGUAUCCGCUACGGUAUCCCGAUGGUCGUGGCAGCUCCCAUCAGCAACAAGUCACUUGCUACUCGUUCAAAGACGUCAACAACUGGUGGAUCGUCAAGAAGCCGGACAAGAACGACCUGGUGGUGACGAAACCCAGCGAGCCCAUCCGGCACGGCGAUGUGAUCCAAUUGGUGCACGGUAUUACAAGCAGAGCGUUGAACUCCCACGACGUCGCGGCGCCGAUGACGCCGCAGAGUCAGGAGGUGUCGUGCUACAUCGACUACAACGUGUCGAUGCCGGCGCAGAAUCUGUGGCGAAUCGAGAUCACGAACAGGGAUCACUCCGGCGACACGUGGCACGCGAUUCAGAGCCAAGUGCGACUGAUACACGUGCACGCGAACGGAGCGGAGUUCGCGUUGAAGUUCAGCGGCAGGCAGCUGCCAGAUUGGGGUUUCAAUCAGCACGAGGUCGUCGCGGAUCGGCUGGUAGACCAAACCAAUUCCAUCUGGAACGUCGAGGAGCACCGGUAUACCAAGAGUGAGGAUCAGAAGCAGCGGGAGCGGGAGCUGAUCAGUGCGGAGAUGAUACCGUUGCAGGCGACUGCGUUAAGUUUUUGGGAGAAGUUCGCGGAGCUGCAAGUCAAGAUGUUGUUCGGCGGCCAAGAGGGUCAAAACAGCCACAUGUAUUCCAGCGGACCACUUGAAUGGCCGUUCAUGUCCCGAGGAAUCGCGUACUGGGUGUCGAACGAUAGUAACGCGCAGGUGCAUCUUUUGGGGAACAUCGUGAUUUGGUACUCCGGCACGAUCUCAGUGAUGGUAUACUCGACUCUAUUGAUAUUUUAUUUAAUAAGGAGAAGAAGGAAGUGUUUCGACAUUGCUGAGGAAGAGUGGGAAAAGUUUGUUAACAAUGCUUGUGUAUUGUUAGCCGGAUACUUUCUUCAUUUCUUGCCUUAUUUAUUUGUUGAAAGAACUUUAUUUCUGCAUCAUUAUUUACCAGCUUUUAUUUUCAAAGUUUUAUUAACGGCCGCCACUAUUAACCAUCUAUAUUACUUAAUGAGCACUCAUCGCCGAUGGAGUAUUUCAUUAUACAUUUUGACAUGUGGUACCAUCGCUUGGACUCUGUUUGUCAUUUACGUGUUUAAAAAAUUCAUUGUACUCAGUUAUGGCACAUCAGUUCUCAGUGCUAAGGAUGUGAUAAAAUUGAGAUGGAGAGAUACCUGGGAUUUUAUUGUACACAAAACAUAAGAAUCUACUAGGUUUAAAGAUCACAAAACGUAUAUAAAACGUCAUAUUUUUAAUUGUUAUAUAAAAACGCAUUGUAUUUACCAGACAAACAUUAUUAUGCACAAAUAUGUAUAACUAUGCGUUUUCAUAAAUAGAUUUAACAGAUGUUACUGUAUUUAUAAUAUCGCACAUAUAUACGUGUUUAUAAAAUAUUUUUUUACAAUGGAGCAAUCAGUGCCACGAACAUGGGGAGGUAAAUGACAUAGCAAUCAUUCUUUUAUGUAUAGAGAUUAAUCAUGCAUUUGUACAGACUGAUUCUAUUUUAUAAAAUAUUUUGUCUUUAUUUAACAAUGUUAAUCGUUGUAAAGAUAUUUAUGAUAUU